Messenger RNA from Trichoderma harzianum CBS 226.95, 1197 nucleotides. RefSeq lists its product as hypothetical. Lineage: Eukaryota; Fungi; Ascomycota; Sordariomycetes; Hypocreales; Hypocreaceae. Gene Ontology annotation, cellular component: mitochondrion. The transcript has 2 exons. The record is from RefSeq and is a predicted model, not a curated record. Gene Ontology annotation, molecular function: lipoate synthase activity; 4 iron, 4 sulfur cluster binding. Gene Ontology annotation, biological process: lipoate biosynthetic process. The coding region runs from base 1 to 1197 and encodes 398 amino acids.
AUGCGAAGGGCUCUGGCCGCUUCUCCCGCCCUCCGAUCGUUCGCCACUCUCCCCGACGCCAGCGAAGCUCCCAAGACCUCCCGACCCCGAACAUACUUCAAGGAUAAGACUGUUGCGCCCUUCUCCGACUUUGUUGCGACGUCGUCUCCCGCGCAGGCUCUGUCGCCCAGCGAUGCGUACGCUCUCAAGACGGCCGAAGUCGGCCCUGCAGGCAAGAAGAGAACCAUUACACGACUGCCCGAGUGGCUCAAGACGUCCAUCCCCGCGGGCAACGACAACUACAAGAAGAUCAAGAGCGAUCUGCGCGGCCUAGGUCUGCACACCGUCUGCGAGGAGGCGCGAUGUCCCAACAUCUCCGAAUGCUGGGGCGGCUCCGACAAGAACGCCGCGACGGCCACCAUCAUGCUCAUGGGCGACACAUGCACUCGCGGCUGCCGGUUCUGCAGCGUCAAGACGAGCCGUGCUCCUCCUCCUCUGGAUCCCCACGAGCCGGAGCACACUGCAGAGGCCCUCGCACGAUGGGGUCUUGGAUAUGUCGUGUUGACGAGCGUGGACCGUGACGACCUCCUCGAUGGAGGCGCCCGACACUUUGCGGAGACAAUUCGCAAGAUUAAGCAGAAGAAGCCUACAUUGCUCGUCGAGGCACUGACGGGAGAUUUCGGCGGCGACUUGGACAUGGUUAAGAUUGUGGCGGAGAGCGGGUUGGAUGUGUAUGCACACAAUGUCGAGACUGUGGAGGGCCUGACGCCGUAUGUGCGCGAUCGCAGAGCCACGUUCCGCCAGAGCUUGAAGGUGUUGAAUCACGUCAAGGAAGUGAGGGGCAACGAGGGCAUCAUCACCAAGACUAGCAUUAUGCUUGGUCUGGGAGAGCAAGAGCACGAGGUCAUGGAUGCUCUCAGAGAACUACGAAAGGCCAAUGUUGACGUCGUUACUUUUGGACAAUACAUGCGUCCCACCAAACGACACCUCAAGGUCGAAAAGUACGUCACCCCAGAUGAGUUCGAGAUGUGGCGCCAGCGUGCUCUCGACAUGGGCUUCCUCUACUGUGCAAGUGGACCUCUUGUUCGGUCAUCCUACAAGGCCGGCGAGGCGUUCAUUGAGAACGUUCUCCGAAAGAGAGCUGGUGACAAGGCUGCCGCUAUUGCGGGUGAGGGUCUUGGCAAGGCGGUGGCACUUGAUGCUACGAAGACGCAGUAA